GUAUCGCCUUGCUCACGCUGUUUCAAACUAUAACAAAGUUCUAAUGGAGAACAGAAAGCUGUACAAUCAAGUGCAAGAUCUUAAAGGAAGUAUUAGGGUAUACUGUCGAGUUAGACCCUUUCUACAGGGGCAAUUGAGUAGUAACACUGUCAGUUGUAUUGAAGAUGGAAGUAAUACAAUUAUCAACCCUUCAAAAUAUGGCAAAGAAGGGCACAGGUCUUUUAACUUCAAUAAAGUGUUUGGUCCAUCUGCAUCCCAAGAGGAGGUUUUCUUGGACACCCAACCUUUAAUUCGCUCAGUUCUUGAUGGUUCCAACGUAUGCAUAUUUGCUUACAGACAAACUGGAUCAGGAAAAACCUAUACUAUGUUGCUGGAAUGUUUUUGA
This is a messenger RNA of Asparagus officinalis (garden asparagus), 385 nucleotides long. Its product is annotated as kinesin-like protein KIN-14F. Gene Ontology annotation, biological process: microtubule-based movement. Lineage: Eukaryota; Viridiplantae; Streptophyta; Magnoliopsida; Asparagales; Asparagaceae. Bases 44 to 385 code for a protein of 113 amino acids. The record is from RefSeq and is a predicted model, not a curated record. Gene Ontology annotation, molecular function: ATP binding; microtubule binding; microtubule motor activity. The transcript is spliced from 4 exons.